Macrosiphum euphorbiae (potato aphid) is the source of this 1698-nucleotide messenger RNA. The record is from the annotation of a GenBank genome assembly. NCBI's taxonomy places the organism in Eukaryota, Metazoa, Arthropoda, Insecta, Hemiptera, Aphididae.
AUGGAACUAAGUAAAGAAACAGGUGAAGCUAUGGAAGUCGAAGAGCCAUCCAUUGUUAAUAAAAAAAAACAUUCUAUAUCAACGAUAUCAUCACCAGAACUUAAUGAUGUUAAGAACAAUCGGAGUGAUAAGAGGCAUAAGAAAGACAAUUUUCACAGUGAUGCCUUAGAAUCAUUGGAAUUACAAGUUACCCCUACUUUAGGUAUUUCAGAAUCAAUGAAUGCAUCUUCAUCUAAACCUGAAUACAUAUCUGAAGACUGCCAAGCUAUUCAAUCUAGUGCAUCGCCAAAAGUUUCUUCUCAAAAACUUGAGAAAAUUGAUAUAAAUAACACUAUAAAUAAAAGACGGAAUUCUGAAGUUGCAACACCUUUCACAUCCACGCCAUCAUUCAAUUGCAUGAUUCAAUCAUUGGAACAUGUUUUUAAAUAUUUGAAAACGCAUGAGCUGUUAUCAGCUUCUAGAGUAUGUACCGCUUGGCAUAUAAUUGCAAUGAAUAAAUCCUUAUGGCAGAAGGUUUGUUUAGAAAAUUCUAUGGUCUAUGACUGGGAAAAGUUUGUAAACACAAUUAAUCAACAAAGAACUGAUACAUUAAACACUAGACGUAUGUUGAGACCCUCUAUAGUUGAAGACUUGGAAAUUUUUUGGUUGCGAUUUGCACAUGCAAUGAAAAGAGCACAACAGUUAAAAUUCAUUGAAUUGUAUAAAUGUCCUGAGUUGGUUGUUGAAGAUAUUGUUUACUCAUUACCUCAAAUUGAAGUACUUAAUGCCACUUCAAUAAGAAAUCCAGAUUUGAUUAUAAAUACAAAAACUCCCAAUUAUUUAAUGUACCUAAACUUAAGUCAUUUGGGACAAAUGACAAAGCUCACAGAGUUAAGACUAAAAGGUUUAGCUGGAAUAAAAUUGACGGCAUUGCCAUCAUUUGAAAAUUUAAUAAAUUUGAAUAGAUUUUCAUUAACGUCUAUUAAAGAAUUUCCAAAAGAGAUCUAUCAGAGAUUGAAUACUAUUACUGAUAAUAUUGAGUUUUUGGAAAUUGGUGAUUGCGAAUACUUAACUAAGGAUUUUGCCGUGUCACUAAAAAGAUUUAUCAAUUUGAAAACAUUGAGAUUAGAAAAUUGCUGUAAUGGAUGGGAUCAAUCUGCACAUGAUGUUUUUACUGUCAUUAGAGGUCUUAAAAAGCUCAAUGUUCUGGAAUUGGUAAACAUAGAAUUCAGUAAUUGUGUCGAAGAGGAAUUGGAAAAAUGUGAUAGUAUUAAGGCUUUAUUGAUUAUUCCUAAUUAUAUGAAAAAAAUUGCAACUACUAUCUGUCACCUGAUUGACUGUCUCGAGAAACUCUCCAAGACAUUAACACACUUGGUUUGGUUAUUGACUCAUGAUGUAGUUCGUAUUACAGAAAUAUUUAUAAAUAAUUGUCAAAAAAUGAACAAGCAUACUUUUUGUACAUUAAAAUCAUCCCAUACCAAAGAAACGACCAACAAUAUACCUAAGCUCAGAACAAGAGAGCCCCGACAGCAACCAGGAGAUGAGGGCACUGCUGAAAAAGAAAAAGACAAGUCAGGUGGUAUUGUUGAUAUACUUUCAGUUGAUGAUCUAUGGAAACUGUUAAAUACUAUGAUGCCUGAUGCUAAGAUUAAGAUAUUUACAGUUCCCUCUUAUCGAACAGAUAGAGUAUAUUUAAAUAAACUGUUUAAUGACCUUUAA